GUCACUCAUUCGGAAGAUAACCAUGGCAGCCACCAAAUCCUCAAAAGAGCAGAAAUACGACAGGCAACUCAGGCUGUGGGGUGACCACGGUCAGGAAGCGCUGGAGAACGCGCAUGUUUGUCUGAUCAACGCCACAGCAACUGGAACAGAGAUACUGAAGAACUUAGUACUUCCAGGUAUUGGAGCAUUCACCAUAGUUGAUGGACACACAGCCUCUGGGGAAGAUGUUGGAAACAACUUUUUCCUUAGCUGCAACAGCAUUGGAAAGAACAGAGCACAGGCUGCCACCGAGCUGCUACAAGAACUUAACAGUGACGUCUCUGGAAACUUUGUCGAGGAGAGUCCAGACAAGCUUCUGGACAACAAUCCAGAGUUUUUCCACAGGUUUACCAUAGUCAUCGGUGUCCAGUUGCCGGAAAGCACGUGUUUGAGGCUAGGCUCAGUUCUGUGGAGCGCCUCUGUACCUUUCCUCGUCUGUAAAACCUAUGGCCUGAUUGGCUGCAUGAGACUAGUGGUGCAGGAACAUACAGUGAUUGAAUCUCACCCAGACAAUGCCUUGGAGGACCUGAGGUUGGACCAGCCUUUCGCUGAAUUCAAGAACCACAUUGAGUCCUACGACCUUGACAGCAUGGACAAGAAGGAUCACAGUCACACACCGUGGAUUAUCGUUGUUGCUAAAUACCUGGAGAAAUGGCUCAGUGAGCACAACUAUCAGCCACCGAAAAACUACAAGGAAAAAGAGGCCUUCAGAAAGUUUAUUCGGGAAGGGAUCCUGAAGAAUGAGAAUGGUGUCACAGAGGAUGAAGAAAAUUUUGAGGAAGCUAUUAAGAAUGUCAAUACUGCUUUGAACCCAACCAAGAUUCCUAAUGCUGUUGAAGACCUCUUCAAUAGUGAGCAGUGUAAUAACAUCACAUCACAGAGUCUGUCCUUCUGGGUGAUGCUGCGAGCUCUGAAGGAGUUUGUUCUCAACGAAGGCAAUGGAAGCCUACCUGUGCGGGGGACCAUCCCAGAUAUGAUCGCGGAUUCUCAGAAGUUCAUCAACCUUCAAAAUGUUUACAGGGAAAAGGCCAUGCAGGAUGCAGCAGCUGUUUCUAAGCAUGUAGAAUGUCUACUGCAGUCUGUUGGAAAGCCACCAGAGAGCAUCUCUGAAAAGGACAUCAAACUGUUCUGUAAGAAUUCAUCUUUUCUGAGGGUGGUGCGCUGCAGAUCUUUGGCUGAAGAAUAUAGUGUGGAUUCAGUAAAUAAAGAUGAGAUCACCUCAUGCAUGGACAAUCCAGAUAGUGAGAUGGUCUUCUACCUCAUGCUCCGUGCUGUUGAUCGCUUCUAUCAGCAGCACUCCCGCUACCCAGGAGUUUAUAACUACCAAGUGGAGGAUGACAUCAGCAAACUGAAGCUCUGUGUGAACAGCCUACUGCAGGAGUACAGCCUCAAUGUCAACAUCAAAGAUGAUUACAUCCAUGAGUUCUGUCGAUAUGGUGCAGCAGAGCCACACGUAGUUGCUGCAUUUUUGGGAGGAUCUGCUGCUCAGGAGGUCAUCAAGAUCAUCAGCCACCAGUUUGUGCCCCUCAGCAACACUUUCAUUUACAACGCAAUGUCACAGACCUCCGGCACCUUUCAGUUGUGAUUACAGUUACUGAUCCUGAGUUUGCUUGCAGAGAUAUCAGAGAAAAUAGAGCAAGAUCAAAAGAGGCAUUUAACUUCUCACUUUUGUAAAUCUCAACGGCCAACUGCACAUCAGUCUUUUAAAAGAAGGAAGAAAGACUGCAUUUUCAUCACACUGGAAUGAGCUAGCUCCACAAAUGUGUGCACUUCAACCUAACAAAUGCUUCUCAUGCAGAAGAUCAAAGGUCAGGACUUUUUAGACUGAAGGCUCUAUCAACCAUAGAGCUUCGCCGCCUUCUUUAAAGUUCUUGAAGGGUAAGAAAUCAGGGUAGCACUCACAGGAUCUUUUCUAGCUUUUUUUUGUGGUUGACAUCAUUAAACAAAGCUGGAAAUGAAACUAGCAAAUUCAGAACCUUCAUGUGUUUUUUUCAUCUGUGAAACUCUAUGAAUGAUAUAUGACCGUUGUACAGUGUAGCAGCACUUUGUUUACUUUAGUCAUGACUGGCUCUUAUUGUGUUGUAUUGUGUUUGGAAGGUGGAAGAUUUUUGGUUAAAAUGGGGAAAAAAAAGCAUUGUAGUGUUGAACGCUUCUGUAUUGCUAUAAAAACGUUCAAUAUGUUAUCUGAAUUUGAUCAUUUUUAUGUCAAAGGCAAAUGUUUUGAUAUGUCUCUCAUCUGACAAAUUUUGGGCUUGUGCAGCUUGGCCUCUCUUCAUACACAGUCUGAUAAACACUUUGAGUUAAGCAACCGUGGCUUGUUGACUUUAAUAGUUGAAACAAGGAUUACACAGUUAUUUAGCCAGAAUAAAUGUUAGAUGACGAGCAUGUGAGCUUCUUCAGAGGCCUGUAAUGUGACUUGGCCUCUGGCAGGAUUCACAACCCAGGUUAAAGACCAGUUUUGUUGUGAGUUGGUGGCUUUAUUUUGUCCACCACUAGAGGGAACUCUUCCACUUGUUGCUAUUCAUAGGUCAGUGUUUGUAGCUCUAAGUUUCCUUCACAUACCUGUUCACUGACUGAUUUCUGAAUGCUGACCGUUGGAUACAGGCUGAAUUUGACGCAAUCUGCUAAAACUUGCAAUGUUAAAUAUCAACCACUGUGUUGUUUCCCAUUAGCUCUGUUUGAGCUGCCCUGAAAUGUAGAUGACGUCGGUCUUGAGUAUGAUCUAAUAUGCAGCACAGAGUCCUGCAGGAGAACUAUGUUAUGAGGGUCAUUGUGAUGUAACCGUUGGGCAGGGUGAAGUUU
Chelmon rostratus (copperband butterflyfish) is the source of this 2841-nucleotide messenger RNA. RefSeq names its product nedd8 activating enzyme E1 subunit 1 (gene nae1). Gene Ontology annotation, cellular component: nucleus; cytoplasm. Gene Ontology annotation, biological process: ubiquitin-dependent protein catabolic process; protein neddylation; protein ubiquitination. Bases 23 to 1624 code for a protein of 533 amino acids. Lineage: Eukaryota; Metazoa; Chordata; Actinopteri; Chaetodontiformes; Chaetodontidae. The record is from RefSeq and is a predicted model, not a curated record. Gene Ontology annotation, molecular function: ubiquitin activating enzyme activity; NEDD8 activating enzyme activity. The transcript has 20 exons.